AUGGACGCCGUCACAGGCAGAAAGGUUGUAAAUGCAACAACCUCGACUUCUGACCACACGUACUGCCAGCCAUGCGCAGAAGAAGGAAAGAUAAUCCCUCCUGAUGCCUUUUGUCCCAUCUGCAAGGAGUUCCUGUGCUCAAACUGUGCCCGAGUACACAGAAACAUGAAGCUGACCAAGAAUCACGCCCUUCAAGACAAGAGCAGUAUGCCAUCCUCAUUCCACGACGAAGAGAGUGAGGGGGAGAAUUAUAUAGAAAACUGCCAACGCCAUGGUAAAGAGUUUAUAAAAUACUUCUGUCCCAACCAUGACGAACUCCUGUGUGGGGAUUGCGUAGUUGAGAAAAUGCAUCGCUCAUGUGAUAUUGACAAGAUUUCUCAAGUGGCAAAACGAUACAAGGAGGGCAAUGAAUACAACAGUCUAAAGACAGGACUUAACCAGAUGAUCAGAGACAUCGGCGAGCUUUUUAAGAACAUAGAGGCGAGCAUGAAAUCAGUUAAAGAAGACGGUUUUAACAAUAUCAACGAGCUUCGCAAUUUCAGAAAUGAAAUUAACCAGUACCUAGAUCAGAGGGAAAUAGAACUUUUAACAGAAAUUGACGACAAGAAAAUAAAAUCCAUAUCGCUUCUACAUGAACAGAAGUCGAAAUGCCAAGACAUGAAAUCUACCUGUGAUAACUUAAUAUCCAACCUUCAAACCCAAGAGUCCAACAACAUCCAGCUAUACAUAUCAGGAAAAAGGGCAUCGAAAGAACUGACCAGUCUACAGACAACACUGAAUGACGUCUGCAACAAGACCAGAGUUUCCCGGUACCAAUUUCGCAGGGAUCCAUCUACUGAACAGUUGUUGGCCUCCAUCACAGCGAUAGGGAGAGUGGAAAAGACGGAUUCAGCUUCAACUAGUGAGCAGCAGAACCGGCAACAGGAACUAAAGCAGCAGCAACAACAACAAGCAACACAGGCACACUCGACACCCCUGAAAGUCCCCUUGCUUGGCAGUGCAGACCUAAGCCGAGCCAAGUUCAGCAGGCAGCCUGACAUCACAGUGAAGACAACAAGUGAUAUCAAGACCUGCUGGCUGACCAAUGUGGCCCUCCUGCAAGGGGACAGGUUGCUACUUACAGAUCACGACAAUAGUUCAGUGAAGCUAUUGGACACUGAAGCCAACACAGAGGUGUCACAGGUGAAACUGCCAGGUCGGCCUUGGUGCCUCUGUCUACUGCCCGGGGACAGGGCAGCCGUCACUCUGCCUUGGGAGAGAAAGAUACAGUUUCUGUCCACUAAGGGUAAAGUCUCACUACAGGAUAUUGUUGAAGCAGGUGGAGAGUGUCGUGGAAUAGAUUUCUGUGAUGACAACUUGAUAGUGUCCUUCCCAGGUAAGGUUGUGUUGAUGGACAUGAAGGGAACGGUGAAGAAGAGUGUGGACAGGAGUGGAAAACCUUUGUUUCGGUAUCCCGAGUAUCUGACAGUGACCAGAGAGAGCCACACACCGUCCAUAUGUGUAUCAGACUGGGGCACCUACACCAUCACCAUGCUAAACACUUCUUUAAAGGUCCUCAGGUCCUUCAAGGUCGCUGCACUGCCUAACCCACGUGGCCUGACAGCCGUGGGAGACACGCAGUUGCUCGUGUGUGUGUUUGGCAGUAACAACAUCGUGUUACUGGACACGUCCACAGGCAAGAUGACCCAACUGCUGGGUAAAGAAGAGGGGAUAGUGAGUCCAUACAGUGCGGCUUACUACUCACUGAACAAGUGGAUGUUUGUUACCUGCUCCCAGAACAACUUUUUGAAAGUGUUCAAAGCUAAAUAA
Messenger RNA from Mya arenaria, 1809 nucleotides. RefSeq names its product tripartite motif-containing protein 5-like. Gene Ontology annotation, cellular component: chromatin; nucleoplasm. Gene Ontology annotation, molecular function: ubiquitin-protein transferase activity; zinc ion binding. The coding region runs from base 1 to 1809 and encodes 602 amino acids. Gene Ontology annotation, biological process: positive regulation of DNA-templated transcription. The record is from RefSeq and is a predicted model, not a curated record. Lineage: Eukaryota; Metazoa; Mollusca; Bivalvia; Myida; Myidae. The transcript is spliced from 2 exons.